AUGUCAAAUUUUGAGCAGCUUCACUUCGACUUUUACCAGUCCAAUUACACCAUAGAUGAUCAGGAGGAAGGCUGCAACAGCUAUGGGUCUAACGAAAACUUCUCUGGAAGCAUAAAGAGCCAAACAGGAGAGCAACCUCCAACUGGAGCUUUUGCCCCAUCCGAUAUGCUUCUGUCCUCUAAGAGUUACACAGGUCAGAUUUUGCAGCCAACGUACAGUCCCGAUACUCUCUCUCAUCUUGGUUAUGCUGAUGGAUUUGACGAGGAACCUCCUUUGCUAGAAGAACUUGGGAUCAAUUUUGAGCAUAUAUGGCAAAAAACAUUAACAGUUCUAAAUCCAAUGAAGCCUGCAGAUGGCAGCAUUAUGAAUGAGACAGACCUCACCGGACCUAUCAUUUUCUGUUUGGCCCUUGGAGCAACAUUGCUGAUGGCAGGAAAAGUUCAUUUUGGCUAUGUGUAUGGCAUGAGUGCCAUUGGGUGCCUUGUUAUGCAUGCCCUGCUGAACCUGAUGAGUGACUUGGGAGUCUCACAUGGCUGUGUUGCAAGUGUCUUGGGCUAUUGUCUGCUGCCCAUGCUGAUCCUGUCGUCUUCUGCAGUUAUCUUCUCACUACAGGGGAUCCCAGGAAUUUUGUUAGCUCUGUUUAUUAUUGGAUGGUGCAGUCUGUCAGCCUCCAAAAUUUUUACCUCUGCACUGGCUAUGGAAGGACAGCAGCUACUGAUUGCAUACCCGUGUGCUUUACUUUAUGGACUUUUUGCACUUCUAACGGUUUUCUGA
This is a messenger RNA of Pipra filicauda (Wire-tailed manakin), 774 nucleotides long. RefSeq names its product Yip1 domain family member 7 (gene YIPF7). Gene Ontology annotation, cellular component: membrane; trans-Golgi network. The transcript has 5 exons. Bases 1 to 774 code for a protein of 257 amino acids. The record is from RefSeq and is a predicted model, not a curated record. Lineage: Eukaryota; Metazoa; Chordata; Aves; Passeriformes; Pipridae. Gene Ontology annotation, biological process: vesicle fusion with Golgi apparatus; endoplasmic reticulum to Golgi vesicle-mediated transport.